UUUUGACAGGGAAGAAACACAAGGCGGGCGGCAAGGGGAGCGGGCAGGGGGCGGGGCGCGCUCGGGAGCGAACCAAUCAGCGCCCGCCGCGCUCUAUAAAAGGCGGCGCCGCCGGAGCCGCCUCAUUCGCGCCCCUCGCAAUGUCCGAGACCGCGCCCGCCCCCGCCGCUGAGGCAGCGCCCGCCGCGCCCGCCGCCAAGGCCGCCGCCAAGAAGCCGAAGAAGGCGGCGAGCGGCUCCAAAGCCCGCAAGCCCGCGGGGCCCAGCGUCACCGAGCUGAUCACCAAGGCCGUGUCCGCCUCCAAGGAGCGCAAGGGGCUCUCCCUCGCCGCGCUCAAGAAGGCGCUGGCCGCCGGCGGCUACGAUGUGGAGAAGAACAACAGCCGCAUCAAGCUGGGGCUCAAGAGCCUCGUCAGCAAGGGCACCCUGGUGCAGACCAAGGGCACCGGCGCCUCCGGCUCUUUCCGCCUCAGCAAGAAAACCGGUGAAGCCAAGGAAAAAGCUCCCAAAAAGAAAAGCACUGUAGCUAAGGCUAAGAAGCCGGCGGCUAAAAAGCCCGCCAGCGCCGCCAAGAAACCGAAGAAGAUGGUGACUGCGAAGAGCCCCAAGAAGGCGAAGAAGCCGGCGGCCAAAAAAGUAGCCAAAAGCCCCAAGAAGGCCACAAAGGCUGCCAAGCCUAAGAAGGUGGUGGCAGCAGCAAAGAGCCCGGCCAAGGCAAAGGUGUUAAAACCCAAAGCAGCCAAGCCGAAAGCAGCCAAACCCAAAGCAGCCAAGGCGAAGAAGGCAGCGCCAAAGAAGAAGUGAGCCCCUUACUGAGGAGGAGUCUUGCUCCGCAUUUAAACCAAACGGCUCUUUUAAGAGCCACCCAAAUUUUCUUUAAAAGAGCUGAAAUGA
Messenger RNA from Ficedula albicollis (Collared flycatcher), 893 nucleotides. RefSeq names its product histone H1.11L-like. The record is from RefSeq and is a predicted model, not a curated record. Gene Ontology annotation, biological process: nucleosome assembly. Gene Ontology annotation, molecular function: DNA binding; structural constituent of chromatin. Bases 141 to 803 code for a protein of 220 amino acids. The transcript has a single exon. Lineage: Eukaryota; Metazoa; Chordata; Aves; Passeriformes; Muscicapidae. Gene Ontology annotation, cellular component: nucleosome.